UAACAAAAACAUCGGAGCGGCUCGGUCACAUGUAGCGCGCCCAGCCGCAGCACGAGCGCGGAGCCGCGAGGAACGAGGAAGUCAGUCGAGCCGUCGGCGUCCAGGAACAAGCAGCAGCGGUGCGUCCGGCUCCCGUUCCCGGCUCCCUCCGCCACCUCACCCGCCACCUAUGGUUCUCCUCCGGCACAUCUCCAUCGCCCUGACCGCCGCCGUGGCUGCCCUCGGCUCCGCGCUCUUCAUCGCGCUGAACUACUUCUACAAGAGGCGGAUAUGGUCCCCGCAGGCGGAGUACUGCACCAUCAAAGAGGAGGAAGAGGAGCGUGGGAAGCGCCAGGUCCUGGUACUCGGUCUGGACGGGGCCGGGAAGAGCAGCAUGCUACAGGGUUUGACCCCCGGGGAUUCAGCGGCUAAGAGAGGCCGGUGCCGGCCCACCCGCGGCUUCAACUUUAUGAGUCUCAACGCCCCCGCCUGUCAGCUCGACUUCCUGGAGAUUGGUGGUGGUGAGGAUCUGCGGCGCUACUGGUCAGAUUACCUGAGACGGACUCACGUUCUGGUGUACGUGGUGGACUCGUCUGACAGAAGCCGCCUCCCUUUGGCUAAAGCUGAACUGCACCGCCUCCUGAGGGUGGAGCCCCAGCUGCCUGUGGUCGUCCUGGGAAACAAGCAGGAUAAGCCGAACGCUGUGAGUGUGUCGGAGCUCCAUGAAGCCUUGUCUCUGGGCUCCGUGACCGAGGACAGAAAGCUGUUUCUCUUGGCUGCCCAGCUGGACUCUGAUGGAGCCCUGAGGAAGUCCUGCAAGUGCCUGGAUGCAGUCCAGGACCUGCUGCUCCAGCUAGUCUGAUCAAGGAUCCCUCCCACAGAGCAGAAGAGGAGGCAUGGAAGCAAAGGGGUGGCUUGAGGACACCCUCCUCCUCCUCCUCUCUGGUUUUCUUGUUUAAGCUGAGAGGCAGAGGAGGACGGCGGGAGAGUGAAAAGAUGCCAAAACGGAGUGCUGUUUUUUUCAGUACCUCUUCUCCUUUUUUUUAUUAGUUGGCUUUAGAAACAGUAACUUCUCAAGUAUCUUACACUUUCCCUCCAACUCAUCUGUUCUUGCUCAGUGAAGAAGAGGAAGUGCAGACUGAGGAGGAUGAAGACAGAAGGUGGCCCUGAAGUGACUCAGAUCUUACAGAGAUCACCUUCUGCUGCUGACUCAGACUCUUAUUUAAUGUUGGCCUGUUACAGGUUUAUUUAAGCAUGUAGUUUGCGUGUAUAUAAAAUGUGUGCUGUUGGGUGUCAGGUUUGUAGAAACAGAUUUUUGUCAGGUUUUCAUGUUUUGUGAAAUGUUUUUGUGUAAAGUCAGAUCAGGGCGUUGGCCGAGCAGAACGGUUGGCAUUUGGGGAUUAGCUGAGUUUGCGUCAGAGGAUGACUUCUGCACUGCAGCUUCUCUGAGAUCUAGUGGAAUAUCGUGUGGAAAUUCAAAGGGAAGUCCGAGACUUAAAAAAAAAAGAAAGAAAGAAAAAAAUGCAGCAUGUUUUACUUCUUGCAGGUAUUGUCAUUAUUGGGGGAACAAAGAUUGGAGACUCCAAAGGUCGUAAAGUAAAAAUAACUCCUUGCUUAUCAAACAGUUCGUCGUUUCCUAGGAAACACUUUGAACAAAACGAUGUACAGACACUGGGCGUUAGCUGCUUUUCAUUGUUAGCUUAUCAGGCUAACAAAAAUGAACAGCUACUCUUUUUUUUUUUCUCUUUCUCUAAACUGUGGCCGAAAGCCUACGUAUUCAAAUACUUCAUGUUUGAGGUGUGCUUUAAUUACUUUAAUACAGAUACUUAAUGUGGCUGCUGUACUUUAAAAUAAGUGAAAACAAGCAGUAGUCAUACAUUUGAUUAGUCGGCACAACGUUAGCUAAUCUAGUUCUACUACUGGCAGCUGCAGUAUAAAAAAACCUGUGUGCAUAUUAAUCAAUGAUAAAUCCAUGCACUACCAAAAUAAUGUCACGCUAACGCCAUAAUGAAUUACAGAUGUUUACGUUUUCGGUACAAACUUAAUGAUCUGUCAACUUGGGAGAAGAAGAAACAUUCAAAAGUCACGAAUCCUUUUAUUGCAGUUCUUCCAGCUCGGUCUUACAACAAAGUGGAAAAAAGUUGUCAAAAAAAAAGUUCAUGUUAAUGGGAUCGAAUUGUCAAUUGUUUUUGAAACAGCACGACUUUGUAAGUAUAUUUAGUGUCUGGAGCAUGAAUCAGCUUUAUAAGACGUGGCACCAUGAUGGUUUAAACCUAACCCAGUGUUUUAAAUUCAACCAAUUUUAGAUAUUUGAAAUGUGACCUCUGAAAUAAUGAAUUCUACAUUCAGAACAAGGUGAUGGCGGACUUUGUGGCUCUGUAAAAAUGGAAAAUAUGAACUGUAUGUACACAGAUAUGAAUCUGUACACAUGAGACUGGAUGGAUAAAACAAAAAAGACACAGUUGGGACUUUGUGUUCAGGAAGGUGAAGAAAAACAAAUCAACUUAUUUGUGUUCCCAAUACAGUUUAAUAUAAUGGCUGUGAGUAUUUUAAAAACUCCUGUGAAACUGCAACUGGUUGUUUUUAAAAAUGUGUUUAUGGUCAUAAAAGUCUUACUGAAGAAACAACACAAUGGACUGCUGUGACAUGGUCGUGAAAUACUGUUUAUGUCGUGCAUUUGCCUGACAAACUUUUUGUCUCUUUUUCUGAAGAGAUAAGUGUCUCAGAUGGGGACAUCACUGCUUCAGAGAAAUUGGGCUUUUAGGUCAAUAGAGGCUCUUUGUGAUUUAAGACGUCCCAUUAAUUCAGAAAACAGGGCAAUUGAUUUUGUGAACUGAACCCAUCAUGCUUCUGUAAACCCUCAAACAAUUUCUUGAAAAAUGCCAAGUUGUCUACCCUCAGAUUCUCUAGUUUUGGGCAGUAAUAGUCAGCAGUGGAUCUAAAAUCAAUUCUUCGUCUUUAUUUUGCCCGUGCAGUCUGGACGUCAUCCCAUUUAUAAGCUCAUACUUCCAGUCCCAUUUCAGUAGCUGCGUAGAAAUCAGUUAUCCCAUAAACUACACGUCUUUGAAUGUGUAAAUGCAGUAUUUGACUUUUAAGCUCUGUGUAAGAUAAAAUGGAAUUAGCUAGAUCUUUAAAUGCUGUAUGUGUGCAGCAAUGUUCGCUUCCGAUGCACAGUUUUACUUUUUAAUGAAUGUGAAGUUUUAUUCCUUGUGAUGUACUUCAGAAAUGUUUUCACUUUAAAGUUGAGUGGAUUUGCUGUUUGAACAGUUUUAUAACCAGUCACUGCGUUUCCUGUUUUAUGUGUUCUGUUAGAUAUACAUUCAUGCAUGUCUACAUGGUUUUUUAUCACCAAACCUGAAGGGGACCUAUUCAGUUCAUUUCCAGCUCAGUGGGUUUAUUCUUGAAUUCUACUAGAGUUGCUUUGCAUGAUUUACGGUUUAAAAUAAUGCUUAUUAAUCUAAUUACUGGCUGUUAGUCCAACUUGAGAGAUGUUUUAGUUCCCUUCCCUAUCACUUUUCAAUCCAACUUUAGUCUGAAAAUGUGGUUCCCUGGAGAGCCAGGUGGGCGGAGCUUCUGUGCGUAGAAAAAAACUGCUUGAAGCAUGGUGACUCUUAGAGCAGUCUGAAGCCUGAACUUUUGACUCACGUGUUUAAUAUGCAGAUCCACCUUUGUAAAUGUUGUGACAAAAUGUGGAGAAAGAUAAAGAAGACAUAAUCGAGUCAACUCAAACGUCAUUCUUGAAUGGAAAAUUGGUUUAAGUUUGUUUUGCUUGGGUUUUUUUUCCAUGUGAUAAGAGUGACAUAAAGUCUCAUAUUUCUCAAGUAUUUACUUUACUGACUGCUCUGCUGUAAUAAAGACAUACAGGUUUACAUACUUACGUCCUCAUUGGAUUUUUGACUUUGAAAGUUAGUAAAAUAUUUAGAUUUAUUAAGCCAACAAAUGUAGGGUGGAAUAUUGAAAUUGUAGUCCCUGUGGUCACUUCGACUCUUUCUGACUAUAAACAAAAAUAAAAGUUCUUGGCAUGUAUUAACUUAGUGUCACAGCUGUUAACAAAGUCUGGGAGACUGUCUUAAUUUGAACCAUUCGGACUAAUAAACUACAGGUCAAAAGAACAACUGCUGUAUGUAGAAGUAUGAAAAAGGAGCAAUGACAAGAGUUGUUUAUGAUGUUAAAAGAACGAACAUUUGUUAAUAGGAAAAGUGCUCAGCUUUAAAACUUACUUUGGCUUCUGUCAUUUCUGGAGUGCAGCGCCCCAUAAGACUUACCAAAAAUAAGACUUCUAAGAGGCCACGCCCAUUCUGAAGACAUGAUUUUGUAGAAGCUGGAGAAGGAGACAUUGACAGGAUCGCCUCGUCAUCACACUGUGAGAUUCAGUCAGCGAGCUUGGUAAUUCACAUACACCUCUGUAGGACUGUAGUCCAAAAUCUACCAUAGAUGUGCAGUUUCACUGCAGUUUUUACUCACGUAUUGGACUAACGGACAAGCAUGAUGUUCUUCAAGGCAACUGCCAGUGACUAUCCAAGCAACAGCCUCCAGCACUUCCACUUAAGGCAGCAGUUCUUCCCCAUCUUGGAAUGGGCAACCAUCCUUUGAUGGCUGAGAGCCAUGGUCUCUUUGUCAUAACAAUUGUGAUUGUCAGGAUAAGGUGGAUUAGUCUCUGCUCCUACGUUACCUCCAUCUUACCGACAUGUAUACUUGGGACCCCAUGAAUAAUUUACCAUAAGAAAAGAAAUGGCAACACUGUUUUUCUUCCUUAAAGCAUUAUUAGUUUUGUCAUUAAUGCCAUCUAAAGAAAAAAUGCUUAUUUUACUACUACAAAGGUAUAACUUGUACUAAACUUUUC
Messenger RNA from Pelmatolapia mariae (spotted tilapia), 4822 nucleotides. RefSeq names its product ADP-ribosylation factor-like 10 (gene arl10). Bases 170 to 841 code for a protein of 223 amino acids. The record is from RefSeq and is a predicted model, not a curated record. The transcript has 4 exons. Gene Ontology annotation, molecular function: GTPase activity; GTP binding. NCBI's taxonomy places the organism in Eukaryota, Metazoa, Chordata, Actinopteri, Cichliformes, Cichlidae.